Molecule: messenger RNA, 783 nt
Organism: Miscanthus lutarioriparius
Lineage: Eukaryota; Viridiplantae; Streptophyta; Magnoliopsida; Poales; Poaceae
Source: the annotation of a GenBank genome assembly
AUGGCCGAGAAGCCGGCGGUGCCCACCUCGAGGACGAGGAUCCGAGGCGGCCUCGCGGCCUCAGCUCCCUCCUCCAGGAGGCUGUCUUCGAUAUCGUUCACCGCGGCCCCGAAUCAGAGCAAGAAGGUUCCUGACCCCCCAAAGGCCGUGAGGCCAACAAGAGCCACGCCUACCAAGAAGCGGCCACAAGUGGAUCAGGCUCAGAAGCGGAGACAAGAGAUUACUGCUCUCCAGGAGCAGCUUAGUGGCCUGCAAAGGAAGUUGCAUGAGAAAGAUGAAGCUCUGAGAUCCGCGGAGAACUUGAUCGGCCGAAUUACUGCAGCGAAUGAAGCAGUUGAUGGCUUGAGGAGCCAGCUCUCCGAGAAGGAAUUACUGAUUGAAUCUACUGGUUCGGAGCUACAUGGUGCUAAGAUCAUGCUAGCAGAGAAGCAGGCAGCACUAGAGAAGUUAGAGUGGGAGGCAAAUGUGUCGAGCACGAAGGCGGAAGAACUCCAAGUUGAUGUAGCUUCUAUGGAUGCUGAGGUUUCUGCUCUUAUGAAGUUGUUCAGGAAAAUAACAGAGAAUGACAAAGCCCCUCCACCCAGGGAUAGAACUGAUGAUUUGUCUUUGGAAUGCGAGCCAGUUCAACUUGAUGACACAGUUGAUGAUAUCGAUGCUGAGAAGAUGGAGCAGGAAAUGUCAGCCUACGCCUCAGCUCUAGCUGCCGCGAAGGAGAACCCUACCGACGAGUUCAUGAGAGCAGUAACCGAAGCAAGGUUAAGACUUCAAGCCGUUGUACUCUGA